Molecule: messenger RNA, 1432 nt
Organism: Gavialis gangeticus (Gharial)
Lineage: Eukaryota; Metazoa; Chordata; Crocodylia; Gavialidae
Gene: ATP6V1G1
Product: ATPase H+ transporting V1 subunit G1
Exons: 3
Coding region: 79-435 (118 amino acids)
Biological process (GO): proton transmembrane transport
Cellular component (GO): vacuolar proton-transporting V-type ATPase complex
Molecular function (GO): proton-transporting ATPase activity, rotational mechanism
Source: RefSeq, a predicted model, not a curated record
CCGCUCACGUGACACAAGCCGCUCCCACGUGACCAGGCCGGGAGCUCGCGGCCGCGUUUGGGAGCCGGGAUCGCCGCCAUGGCUAGCCAGUCGCAAGGCAUCCAGCAGCUGCUGCAGGCCGAGAAGCGCGCCGCCGAGAAGGUGGCCGAGGCCCGCAAGCGAAAGAACCGGAGGCUGAAACAGGCAAAAGAAGAAGCACAGGCAGAGAUUGAACAGUACCGCCUGCAGAGGGAAAAGGAGUUCAAAGCCAAGGAAGCAGCGGCUCUUGGAUGUCAUGGAAGCUGCACCACAGAGGUUGAGAAAGAGACCCAGGAGAAGAUGGGCAUAAUCCAAGAAAACUUCCAGAAGAAUAGGGAAGAGGUGCUGACUGAACUGCUGUUAUUAGUGUGUGACAUCAAACCGAAAAUCCACAUGAAUUACCGCAUCAAUGGAUAGUAGAGGAAGAAUGUGUGUGCUGGAAGUACUAGCAGUAACAUCUGGCUUCAGAUGGAACGUACAGCCCUUAGCCGUACUAUAGCUCUGUUUUGUUUUGUUUUUUUUUUGGAAAGAAAUUAAAUUAUUUCAGUAGGUUUGUAGGUCCUUGAUACCUUGUUGGAGACAGUAGUUUACCUCUACAUGGAUUCAGAGCUUAUCCAAAGAAAAUGACCAUGUCUCAAAUAUGCAUUAAAUGGCAAAUAUUUAAUAAGCAAAAAAAAAAAAGUUUCUCCUUUUUCUUAGGUAUUUGCUCAAAAGGAGGGGUUUGAGAUUUAAAAGGAGAGAGAUGCUGGACAGCUUUUAAAAUGCAAGCCUGAGUCACUACUGGUUUAGACAUUUUUUUUCUGUGUCCUUGUAGGCUGAAUUGUAUUGGUUUAUGUUGGUAAUCUUUAAAGUAAAGGUGAAUCCAGAAAGAAAAAUCCUUGGGCUGUUCAGUAUGGGCUGGUAGUUAGCUAUUGUGUGUACUCCGCUAUAACUUGAAUGAUAAGUCUGGUGUUGUCUGGCACUGACCUUGGAAAGUAAAGAACCUAUGUAACUCUGAUGUCUCUUUAGUUGUCUGUCUUGUUUCUCCUUGCCCUUCGACUUACUACAGUAGUGCCUAUGGCUUCAUUUUAUUAUGUGCUGCACAUAUGCACACUGAAUCUGUUAAUUCUCUUAAGACAAAACAUGGGAGAAGAAAGAAGUGAAGUGACUUGGCAAAAGUCAGAGUGGGUAAAUUGCAGAGCCUGCAGUGGAACCCAGGUCUCCUGGAUUCUUUAGCAUUCUAGCCACUAGACCAAUGAUGAACAAUUCACCCAAGAAAAUUCUCAAGUAGUGAUCAUACAUGAAAGCUUAGGUGGAAUAGAAAUUAACUGCUUUCCAAAUGUAACUUUUGUAGUCAGCCAUGGGAGUGCAGUAUCUAUCCUUCCUCUCCUGGUGCCUCGUACUGAUCUUUGCUGUGCUGUAAUAAAUAUCAAGG